AUGAUGGGGGACGUCGAUAAAUGGAUAGAAAUAGCGAAAAGGUGUAAAUAUCUACCUGAAGACGAUCUCCGUGAACUGUGUAAUAUUGUUUGUGACUUAUUGCUUGAAGAACCGAAUGUUCAACCGGUACAAACACCUGUAACGGUGUGUGGAGAUAUUCAUGGUCAGUUUUAUGAUUUAGAAGAACUUUUUCACAUAGGAGGACAAGUACCAGACACUAAAUAUAUAUUUAUGGGAGACUAUGUAGAUCGUGGAUAUUAUAGUCUUGAAACACUUACACUUCUUAUGGCACUAAAAGCUAGAUACCCUGAAAGGAUAAUUUUACUUAGAGGUAACCAUGAAACAUGUCAAAUAACUAAAGUUUAUGGUUUCUAUGAUGAGUGUCUAAACAAAUAUGGAAAUGCAAAUGCCUGGAAGGAUUGCUGUAGAGUGUUUGACCUGCUCACAGUUGCAGCGUUAAUAGAUGAGACAGUUCUUUGUGUUCAUGGUGGAUUAUCUCCAGAGAUAUCUAUGUUAGAUCAAAUAAGAUGUAUAGACAGAAAUCAGCAAAUUCCACACAAGGGUGCCUUCUGUGAUUUAUUAUGGUCUGAUCCAGCAGAUGUCAAGAUGUGGUCUGUCAGUCCAAGAGGAGCUGGAUGGCUAUUUGGAAGUUAUGUAACAAAUCUGUUUAUGAGUUACAAUAAUUUAAGCUUGAUAUGUCGAGCACAUCAACUUGUGAAUGAAGGUUAUAAAUACAUGUUUGAUAAAAGACUAGUUACCGUUUGGUCUGCACCAAACUAUUGCUAUAGAUGUGGUAAUGUAGCUUCGAUAAUGGAAUUUAAAACAGUUAAUGAAAGGAAUGCCAAGAUUUUUCAUGCAGUGCCUGAUAGUGAGAGAGAAGUUCCUCCACAACACACAACACCAUAUUUUCUA
Brenthis ino (lesser marbled fritillary) is the source of this 912-nucleotide messenger RNA. The record is from the annotation of a GenBank genome assembly. Lineage: Eukaryota; Metazoa; Arthropoda; Insecta; Lepidoptera; Nymphalidae.